Molecule: messenger RNA, 1725 nt
Organism: Lindgomyces ingoldianus
Lineage: Eukaryota; Fungi; Ascomycota; Dothideomycetes; Pleosporales; Lindgomycetaceae
Exons: 2
Coding region: 258-1439 (393 amino acids)
Source: RefSeq, a predicted model, not a curated record
GGGGCAGGGCGAGUCAGCGCCCAGUUUACAGAGGCCAAUCACGGGUUGGCUCCGACGCCUCAACCUCCAACCUGAUCAUGGCACUACCUCUCCGGGCAUCUACUGAGUCAUUGUUGAAUAAUUUCAGGUUUCACGAGACAUCGGUGAGCUCAGGUCCGGCUCUAAGUCACUCCCUAGGCAACAGUUCUCGUACGGCUGUAUAUUUCCAGCUCUCCACGCUAGCUCAGUAGGUCUCUUCUUUUCAUUCAGCAACUGCAAUGUUCGCCACUCUGUAUCUGCGCUUGCCAACAUCCAAUUCAUUGGACAACACUAACGUACCCCGCCUAACAUUAUCUGGCCUCAACGACGACGUUCUCCGCGAGAUACUCGAUCACCUGUCGGUCUCCGUCACUACAAAUUAUUCAUUCAGCAGACCACCCACCACCCUAAAGAAUCUAUCCCUAGUGAAUCAUCGUCUGCGGAAUCUCGUUGUCCAACAACUGUUCCAGAAAGUUACAAUAUGCCUAUCUAGAGCACAGCUUCGAGAUUCCAAGAAUGGUGACUGGGACACCGCUCGCCGCGCCAUUACAACCUUGACUAGUAACAUCAUGGUGCUAUCCGUAAUCAAGAUUCUGAAAUUUGAUAUAUACGGCAACGGGGAACCUGAGAGGCCAGUAUCAGAUCAUAACAUGCACAAUCUUGUUACCUUCCUUACCUGCCUUCCGAAUCUCGAGAACUUAUCUAUUCACAUCCCCAAGCCGCACAUUCCAGCCUUCCAAGCCGCCUUUAGAACCUUCGACUCCGCUUCACCUUUCAUCUUUCCUAAUAUCAAGACGCUCGUAGCCCACCCUCUCUCUGUCUUCCUGAUUGACAGGUGCCCGAAUGUGGAGAGAGUAGGACUACAAUCCCCCCAAUGGUGCCGCACUACCGGCUCAUACGACCCCAGCGACGUCGUAGAGGCAUUGCGAGGUGACCUCAAAUUUAUUGGGAAGCGUGCAAAACAUAUCAAACAUUUCGAAGCUCGUUCUCGCUGGAUGUUUUACGAGAUCUAUGAUCUCGCGCACGCCUUCCCAAACCUCGAACGCCUGAGUAUGCGAUCAUACGGAGGGGAGUAUUGCUCGGGGAUAGGCGAUAUUAUGACGGCUUUAGGAGAGAAUUUCAAGACGCUGAGGCGAUUGGAUAUUGACGAGGCAGGCAAAUUACGAUUAGGCUUCCAUGGCUGGCCUCCCUGUGGUAACAUGUUCAUUGGACCUCAAGGGCAGGAAGCCUACGAGGAGUACAGUACAGCAGAAAAGAGGGCUGAGAACAGAGCCGCAGAGCUCGCCUUUCGGAAUAUUAAGAGUUUGAAAGAGCUGUGGGUCGGCGACUUUGCCGUUGCAAGGAAAGUAGGUGAAGAAGCAGAGAUGAAGUGGGAGUGGACGACGAAUUAUGAUAUGGUUAGGGGAGAGAUAUCAAGGUAGGAUUUCGGCUUUCACUUCUAACCAAUACCUGCUCCAAUGAUGAUACCAUUGGCUCAAAUGUAUUCUAGCAAUACCCUCACUUUAGUCUAAGUUCUAUCAUUUUUUGCUGGAUAAAAAAUAGAAACACUUGAGUGCGAAAAGGAGGUUAGGCGACAACUGCAAAGACUCAACACGUUUGAAACUCUAGAGCAGACAGAGUAGAAUUUGAGGAAUCGAGUGAUUUGAUUCCAAUGCUCUUUGCCGUUGAGUCACAUGGCUAGCUUAGCGUAUCGGCCUUGCUUGGAGC